Molecule: messenger RNA, 3954 nt
Organism: Coniosporium apollinis CBS 100218
Lineage: Eukaryota; Fungi; Ascomycota; Dothideomycetes
Exons: 7
Coding region: 1-3954 (1317 amino acids)
Biological process (GO): DNA-templated transcription; transmembrane transport
Molecular function (GO): DNA binding; transmembrane transporter activity; zinc ion binding
Source: RefSeq, a predicted model, not a curated record
AUGGCUCAAUCAAUUAAUCCCAUCAGUGGGGACUUCACUGAUGAUGACAAACUGGAUGGCGUCGAACAUGUGGAAGAGUCAGGAACAAUCACGUGGACCCCCGAAGAAGAGAAGAAACUCGUCAGAAAGAUUGAUCUUUUCCUAAUGCCCACGAUAUGGCUCAUGUACCUAUUAUCGUACAUGGACAGAACAAACAUCGGCAAUGCAAGAAUCGCAGGCAUGGCUAUUGAUCUCGAACUGAGCUCGAGCCAAUACAGUAUUGCCCUCGUCGUCUUCUUCAUUGGCUACGUCGUCUGUGAACCCCCGUCGAAUAUGAUCCUUGUCCGCACUCGGCCUUCUCUGUACCUUCCAGCCAUCAUGGCGAUCUGGGGCGCCCUGACUUGCGUCAUGGCUGCCAUUAAAGACUUCCACCACUUGGUUAUCCUUCGGAUCUUCGUCGGAAUUAUGGAGUCUGGUUUCGCACCCGGUAUCUUGCUUAUAAUCUCAUCUUGGUAUAAGAGAGAUGAGCAGUCGAAGCGUUUUGCUGUGUUCAUGUCCGCUGCAAUUUUGUCAGGGGCGUUUGGGGGGUUGCUCGCCGGUGCCAUUACCGGGGGUUUGGAGGGUGCACACGGAAUUAGGGGGUGGAGGUGGCUGUUCAUUGUUGAGGGGGUCGCGACGAUCGUGUGGGCUGUUAUCUCGGCAUUCAUUUUGCUUGAUUUCCCGGCAAAUUCGAAGAGGUUAACUGAUAGGGAGAGGGAUAUCGCGAUUGCGAGGCUGACGGAAGGGGGUGUUACGGUGCGGUCGAAGGAUCGGCCGAAGAUUGGGGUAGGGCAGUCAUUCUUACUUGCGGUGAAGGACUGGCGGACCUGGGGAUUUGUUCUGGGGUACAUGGUCAUUGUCGGCUCAUCGACGCUCUCUUACUUCUACCCGACUUUGGUCAAUGGCCUCGGGUUCAAAUCAACCGUUCAAGCCCAGUACAUGACCGUUCCGAUCUACGCCUUCGCCUUUGUCUGUACAGUUAUAACGGGCUACUUCUCCGACCGCAUCCCUGAUCAUCGCGGAAUCGUAAUCGCCCCUUGGCUGGCCUUCUCCAUGAUCACCUCCAUCGUCGUCUGCGCCGUUUACAACUUCACCGCUCGGUAUGUGUUGCUCAUUGUCAUGGCAGCCGGACUCUGGGCCUCAAACGCACUCUCCUUGUCUUUCGCUUCCUCUACGUUUGGGUCAAUGGAACCGGAAGUCAGAGCCGUCGCGCUGGCGGUAAUGAAUGCAAUGGGCAACCUGGCCCAAAUCUAUGGGGCAUAUCUCUUUCCUUCGGAGGAUGCGCCGAAGUAUCUUGUGGGAUUUGGAGUUAUUUCGGAGCUCGAUUCAAGCUGCAAGUACCUCCGCGAGCGCAAAAAGCGAGGAAAGGUAUCCCGAAAGGACCUCGCGAAGCAACUCGCCACCGCUGCCGCCGCUGCUGCUACCGCUUCCGGGGAAGUGAGUCAGGGUAGCUCACAAUCGGUCAAGAGCAACUCGCUGGAAGUUCAGAAUGCAGUUAAGCCUGCAGGCUGCGGCAACCGAGUGAUUGAAAGUCGUGUACCGGCCAGCCAGCUUGCGCCGCCUACUUUACCUUCACUGCAAUCCAUAAUCCAAGAGGAGCCUCACUCAACGGAGACGAACAAGCGUCACAACGGAAUAGUCACUAUGACGUCCAUAGACCCAGCGCACCAUCAUGCCCUGAGUGCUGACGGCAGGCUGGAUGCAGGUUAUUACAUGACAACUACGUUCAUUGACAAUGGCAGUACUGCUUCGGACAAGCAAGUUGCCCCCGGAGCGAGUAUGACCGAUUAUGCGUCAAAUGAUCAGUAUCGAAAUGCAGUAGUGCAUCCCUCAGUUGCGCCAACUGAGCAUCCUCCUUUACAUAGCGCCACAGAUACUCUUCCACAUUCAACGCUACCGCCGAGUAACCUGCAGGCUUAUGAGAAUGGCUUUUACACCUUGGCUCAUCCCCAAACCGAUCCGGGUCCACCAAACGGUUUCCAGUCGAACACGACGAAUGGUCCACUCCUGAGUUUCUUGGGAUCUCCACCAGCUGCCGGGUCACCUGAAUGGCUAUCACUGCCUUCGCCUUCGGCGGCCCUGUACACUCAUAACCAGUCGGUCAAUCCAAUCCAAAACCAGAAGUUACGAUACCCUGUCUUGCAGCCGCUCCUGCCUUAUUUGGGCUCUGUAGUACACGUAUCUCUUGCUCGCGACCUGCUCGACGCUUAUUUCCAGAGUUCUUCAGCCACAUUCAUGCAGCCUGCUUCACCAUAUGUCCUGGGCUAUGUUUUCAGGAAACGAUCCUUCCUCAGGGAAACGAGUCCACGUGUAUGCAGUCCUGCUCUCCUCGCAAGCAUGCUUUUUAUCGGUGCUCAGACUAGCGAGUUAACCCUGCUCACCUCACCGCCCUCAGCACGCAGUAAGAUCUGCCGUAAGCUGCUGGAACUUACGGUAAGAUUGCUAAAGCCGCUGAUUCAUACUCCGAGUGCGAGCAACGAAGCAACGCACGGUUCCGCCGCAAGUAGUGUCUUCAACGGUGCCGCCCUCGGUGGAUUAGGCAUUGAACCAUCAGAUGCGCUACAAGGGACGGAAGGCGUCACACCCGGUGCUACAGGAGCAUUGGAUGAUGUCGCUACGUACAUGCAUCUCGCCACCGUUAUCUCAGCUACUGAGAACAAAGCAGCGAGCUUACGAUGGUGGAAUGCCGCUUGGUCACUUGCUAGGGAGCUCAAGUUGAGCCGGGAACUACCGCCAAACCCUGUUGAGUCACCCUUUCAGGAAGCCGCAUCCGGAAUGGAAAGGGACAUGGAAGGAAGGUUUGAUCUCGAGAUGGGCAAAGAUGGGAUUUAUCAAGAGCCGAGACGAGUUGAUACUAUGCAAGAUCCACCCGUGAUUAUUACGGAAGAAGAACGAGAAGAACGGCGGCGCAUAUGGUGGCUGCUUUACACAAUGGACCGUCACCUGUCGCUCUGCUAUAACAAGCCAUUGUUUUUGCUAGACGCCGAGUGCGAAGGGCUGUUACAACCCAUCGAUGACUCGAUCUGGCAAGCGGGAGAGUACUACAGCAUGGAGCCGCAUCAUGUAUAUGUGGAUUCCGGCCCGACUUAUGUGCGCAGGAUAGGACCUACAUUCGAAUGUACAGGAUACAGUAUAUUCGGCUACUUCACGCCAUUAAUGACGAUUCUAGGAGAGAUCGUCGACCUCAAACACGCACGAAACCAUCCUUGGCUUGGACUGCGCUUCCGUAGCGGCUCCCAUUGGGAUGAGUACCAAGCUGAGAUCGCAGUGCAACUUGAGGUGUACGGCAGAAGCCUUCGAGAACUUGAGGCCCGCAACACGAGCACUCCCAUGGAUUAUACAACAGAAGAGGGCCACCCCGAAGCUGCCACUCAGCCAGUCCACCGACUCAGCACAUCCGGCACGCGCAUUACCGAGUCCAUUCUUCAGACGAAAAUGGUCGUCGCGUACGGCACGUACCUCAUGCAUACCUUGCACACACUGCUCAACGGAAAGUGGGACCCCAUCUCCCUGCUCGACGACAACGAUCUCUGGAUAUCCUCACAAUCCUUUAUAACGGCGACCGGCCACGCAGUCUCCGCCGCAGAAGCGCUAAGCGACGUCCUCGAGCACGACCCGGAUGCAAGCUUCAUGCCGUUCUUCUUCGGCAUCUACUUGCUGCAGGGCAGUUUUCUCCUGCUUCUGAUUGCGGACAAGCUGCAAGGCGACGCCGGUCCAAGCGUAGUCAAGGCGUGUGAAACGAUAGUUAGAGCGCAUGAAGCUUGCGUGGUUACGCUGAACACGGAGUAUCAGCGCAAUUUCCGCAGAGUCAUGCGGUCGGCUCUGGCGCAAGUCAGGGGUAGGCUGCCCGAGGAUCCCGGGGAAGCACAGUCGCGCCGGCGGAAGGUGCUCGCGCUAUACCGGUGGACUGGCAGUGGGACGGGGCUUGCGUUAUGA